Messenger RNA from Rattus norvegicus (Norway rat), 504 nucleotides. NCBI's taxonomy places the organism in Eukaryota, Metazoa, Chordata, Mammalia, Rodentia, Muridae. The record is from RefSeq and is a predicted model, not a curated record.
AUGGUGAAGGUCGGUGUGAACAGAUUUAGCCAUAUUGAGCACCUAGUUACCAGGGCUGCCUUCUGUUCUGCAUCUGGCAAAGUGGACAUUGUUGUUAUCAAUGACCCUUUCAUUGACCACAACUACAUGGUCUACAUGUUCCAGUAUGACUUUACCCAUGGCAAGUUCAACGGCACAGUCAUGGCUGAGAAUGGGAAGCUUGUCAUCAAUGGGAAGCCCAUCACCAUCUUCCAGGAGCGAGAUCCCGCUAACAUCAAGUGGGGUGACGCUGGUGCUGAGUAUGUCAUAGAGUCUACUGGCGUCUUCACCACCAUGGAGAAGGCUGGGGCUCACUUGAAGGGUGGGGCCAAAAGGGUCAUCAUCUCCGCCCCUUCAGCUGAUGCCCCCAUGUUUGUGAUGGGUGUAAACCAUGAGAAAUAUGACAACUCCUUCAAGAUUGUCAGCAUUGCAUCCUGCACCAUCAACUGCGAACCCCACCCCCACCCCGGCCAAGGUCAUCCAUAA